AUGUGGCGAACGGUGUGUGUGGGCCGCCGGUUGUUGCGGCCUGUUUGCGCCGCCUCAGCGGGCCCCCUCCGGCUUCAACCGCACCCUCGGCUGGUCGAGGCUGCCCGCAGGAGCUGCGCGGGGGUGGGAGGCGGCGGUGCUGGGGGAUUGGGGGCAGUGGCGGUGGAGCGGCAGCAGACGGCAGAUACUGUUCUUCCAGCAUUCAACAUCGACUUUGUUGUAGCUCUUCUGAGGCAAGAAAAUGCAAAAGACAUCUGUGUCAUCCAGCUACCUCCAGAAAUACAAUACUGCGAUUAUUUUAUAAUUGUGAGUGGAUCUUCAACACGGCAUCUCCAUGCAAUGGCACAUUACAUGCUGAAAAUGUACAAGCUUCACAAAAAAGAAGGUGAUCCUCAUACUCAGAUUGAAGGGAAGGAGACAGAUGACUGGCUGUGCAUUGAUUUUGGUACCAUAGUUAUCCACUUCAUGCUGCCAGAGACAAGAGAGGUUUAUGAGUUAGAGAAGCUAUGGACUCUUGGUGCCUAUGAUGACCAGUUAGCACAGAUGACUUCACAGUCACUGCCAGAAGACUUUAUACUUGGACUGACAUCUAAUAGCAGUGAUCACCUUGAGACAAGAACUUAAUGCAGCUGCUGAGUGGAAAGAGAACUGAGCAUGCAUCACAGAUCUAAGAUACAGUCCUGAUUGCUGACUUAACAGUCACUGCAGUUGAUCAGUGCAAAGCAGUGGAUUUGGUGGAUGUGCAUAGGUAAAGCUCUUGCUAAGAUACCAAAAUUUGAGUAAUCACAGAAUCAGGAAGGUUGGAAAAGACCCUUAAAAUCAAGUUUGACCAUAAAACGUCAAAGAAGGAAUCCCGUUGUAAGGGUGUUCUUGUUUUUUUUCUCCUGGCAGAGUUACUGUCUCAGCAGAGUUUGCAGUGAAAAGAGACAGCUGCUUAAGCUACUUACCCUGAAAUUCAUGCUCAGCCUCUACAGUAAUUGUUUUUCUAGUAUCUUUAUAAGCCCUGCCUGUGGUAGCAGUGCAAAAAAGUGCUGCAAGGAAAGAAAUACAGCAAAACAGUACAGUGCAGAUACAGCUUCUUGUAGUAAGCCAUUUGCUUCUGGUCACAAUGAAGUCAGUCAUGCUACAAAUCAAAGGAGGAGCAAAACCAGGCUGGUGUUACUGAGCACAUAAAAGCCAAGAGCAGCAGUGACAAAUGUCUUAAUUUAACACAACAUUAAGUCUGUUUUUCAGCCAAGGCCAAUCUGGUUUUAAUAAUUAAAAAUAAAAGC
This is a messenger RNA of Indicator indicator, 1271 nucleotides long. RefSeq names its product mitochondrial assembly of ribosomal large subunit 1 (gene MALSU1). Gene Ontology annotation, biological process: negative regulation of ribosome biogenesis; negative regulation of translation. Gene Ontology annotation, cellular component: mitochondrion. Bases 1 to 624 code for a protein of 207 amino acids. Gene Ontology annotation, molecular function: ribosomal large subunit binding. The record is from RefSeq and is a predicted model, not a curated record. NCBI's taxonomy places the organism in Eukaryota, Metazoa, Chordata, Aves, Piciformes, Indicatoridae. The transcript is spliced from 4 exons.